Molecule: messenger RNA, 2522 nt
Organism: Ochlerotatus camptorhynchus
Lineage: Eukaryota; Metazoa; Arthropoda; Insecta; Diptera; Culicidae
Gene: pasha
Product: partner of drosha
Exons: 4
Coding region: 376-2424 (682 amino acids)
Biological process (GO): primary miRNA processing
Cellular component (GO): microprocessor complex
Molecular function (GO): primary miRNA binding; heme binding; double-stranded RNA binding
Source: RefSeq, a predicted model, not a curated record
AUCAGAAAUCAUAGCAAGAAACAUCACAGCUUGCGCGUUCUUGCUUGCGGUAAUGUGGCAAAAACGCUAAGCUUUUGUUUCUUCGUGAUAUAUCGUCGGACUUACGCCCUGCAGAAGAUCCAGUGGUGGUGUGAAAAAUCAAUAACGUCCAGAAUCGAGUGUAAUUUUAUUUCGAUUUUCUACCUCCAGUCGAUGUGAGCAUACUCAAUUCCUAGUCCUGCUGUCCUACACGUUCAAGGGAUAGCGGAAAAAGAGUCUCGAUUUGCUAAAAUUGAGCAUGAUCGACAUUGGUUGGCCUGGUAGAAAAUCGCAAGCCUCAGUCAAACUUUCCAGAACAGUCAGUGUGUUUUUUUCUGUGCAAUAAAAAGUGACAAAAUGGACAAUGUGAUGCCUCCUCCACCGGAGGCCAAUUGCUUUCCGGUUCCGCCACCUCCACCUCCAUCGGCAGCACCACCACCUCCGUUGCCACAGUCUGAGGGAGGUGAAUCUUCUCCAUCCGGCGAGCGAAGGAAGUACUCCUCCAUGGGUGAGUGUCCCUAUGCAAAGCGGAGAAAGAUGACUGCAUUCUACGACGACGAAGAUUUGGAUGGCAUUGACGAUGAUGAUGAAGAAGAGGAAGAGGACGAGGAUGACGAGCGCCCUGGGGAGGAACGUCGGGAGGAUUUGAAUGAUCAAUUGAGGCAGUUCCAAGUGUUGGACGAAGUUCAGGGAGAUAAUUCCGAGGACGACAUUGAUGACGGUCAAGACGACGGUGAUGGCGAAGAUAAUAGUUCGGAGGGUUCUGGAGUUGACAUCGAGGAACUAGAUAAUUUACUAGAGGAAAAUCUCCCGGAGGGAAUGAAAUCGAGUGGUCCCAAAGCGAAAGCCUACGAGGAACGGUUUAAGGAAGUUUUGGAAGAAAAAGGUCGGAAUCAUUUUGAGGUUCUUCCUGAGGGAUGGGUGCAGGCCACGCACGUUAGUGGGAUGCCACUGUUUUUGCAUACAGCCUCCAGAGUUUGUACAUCAUCCAGGCCGUAUUUUUUGGGUCCCGGAAGUGUGAGGAAACACGAAAUUCCUCUUAGUGCCAUACCUUGUUUGAACUACAGGAAAGCUCUAGAGAAGGAAGAAGAGCUUCGCAAGGAAAUUGAAGCAAAUGCUGCGGCCGCUGAAGAAGCGCAGAACAAUGCCAAUUCCAACGACAAAGAGAAUCAAGACUCGGAAAAGCAAAUGCACAAUCCCCAGUUGAGUAAGAUGAUUGCCAGUGCAACAACCCUGGCUGAAGCCCAGGCCAACGCCAAGAUGCUUCCCCUGAAGGUGACUGCCCGAAUUGAGACUGUUAAUGAAAACCUUAAGGCCCAAUCGCUUACGGCCGAUAUAUUUCAAGAAUACUGCAAGAAGUUGUUCAGAUUCAAAACCAUUCGGGUGAUGCGAUUUAAAUCGUGGGCUGCAAGGCGAAAACUUACCAAGCACCGAAAGCAUAUGAAGAACCUUCAAAGGCCAACGCUACCGGAUGGGACAAAGUUGAUAACGUUUCCGGUGCUUCAUACCGAAGGCGAGAAAGGCAACACCCACGCUCGCCCCAAGAAGGAAUGGAUCAUGAACCCGAAUGGAAAGAGUUAUGUCUGUAUUCUUCACGAAUACGUCCAGCAUGCCCUCCGGAAGCAACCGAGCUACGAAUUUAAAGAGCUGGAGAACGCUGCCACUCCCUACUCGGCUACGGUUUCGAUCAAUGAACUCAAGUACGGAACAGGAUAUGGCACGAGCAAGAAACAGGCCAAAAGUGAAGCCGCUCGUGAAACGUUGGAAAUUUUGAUUCCCGAUAUGAAAGACAAAAUUACCAGUAAGGAUAAUAAGAAGGAUCAGAAUGGCACGGCCGAACAACAGCCGGAAGCUCGUAAUCUGUCUGUGUUCGAUGAGAUCAAGAUUGAAGAUCCCAGAGUGGCGGAGUUUUGUGCCAAAACGACCGAACCAUCGCCGCACACCAUUCUGCAAACUUGCCUACAGAGGAACUUUGGCCUGGGAGAUGUUCAGAUUCAGUACGACGUGAAGGCGGGCAAGCAUCGGAAGAACGAAUUCACCAUGACUGUUGGGAAGCACACGGCAACGGUGGUUUGCAAGAACAAACGCGACGGAAAACAGCGGGCGUCCCAGGCGAUUUUGCAGAUCCUGCACCCGCACAUCAAAACGUGGGGCUCGUUGCUGCGGCUGUACGGCAACCACUCGAUCAAGUCCUACAAGGAGAAAAAGCAGGAAGAGCAGGAGAUCACCAUCCUGCAGAGCAUGGCAGCCAUCAAUCAACCAAACUAUGCAAUCCUCAACAAACUGAAGUUGGAAAUGUCCAAGCUGGAGGAACGGCAGAAAAAUGUUCGCGUCAUCGGUACGUUCGUGCCGGACGUGGACCUACCGUCGUCGUCCGGUUCCAAUCUAAAGAAUGUGGAUCUCUAGACAUUAAAUGCACCUACCCUUCAAUGUGCAUGGGAUACGGUGGCGUAGUAAAAAAUCAGUUCAAGAGGGGUUCUGACAAAUUCUACUUAGGUGACGUA